AUGAUGACUCAAAGACCCAACCCCAACAGCACUCAAACAGGAAGCUUUACCCUCUCUGCGGAAGGCGAAUUCUUCCGCUCAGCCUCUCCAGCCGGGGGCCAUGGGCACGGACCCCCGCCGUCUGACUCGGAGGAUGGGGGCUAUUCUAGCGUGGUCCCUCUCCCGCAGUACACAGCCCGCCCAAUGAGCCUCCACGAGAAAACUUUAGAGGCACAUAUGCGUGACCCAUCUAUUUCCUCCGAAUCCCAAAAUUAUUACCCCCAUGACGAAAAGAACGCCAAUCGUUACGACGAAGAUGUAACCUCCGAUAGUUCAUCGGCUAUUUCCUUUCCAAGUAGCUACGGCAAUACCUCCACCGCAACGAGGGAGACUCCGCCACCGCCGUACUCACCCCGUCACUCCGCAGCGCUGUGUCGCUCGCGGUCCAUGUCCAUUUCAUCCGCUAUGGCGGUCAUCAUUAAUCCGCCUCCCGCUGCCCGCAUGAACGGCUCGCGGACUGGACCUACAUACUCUGAGGAGGACGACCGGUCGAUUCGCCGUCACCGGCGAGCCUCUUGGGAGAGCCGGUGA
Molecule: messenger RNA, 570 nt
Organism: Penicillium griseofulvum
Lineage: Eukaryota; Fungi; Ascomycota; Eurotiomycetes; Eurotiales; Aspergillaceae
Exons: 1
Coding region: 1-570 (189 amino acids)
Source: RefSeq, a predicted model, not a curated record